CCAGGCUGCCAGGAGACCAGGCAGUGGCUCUGGGCCCUGCAGAGCCUCCUCCAGGGCUGCCACCCAGCACAGAUCAGGGACGCCACGUACCUGGCCAUGUCUGCCUCACCUGGGCAGGUCCAGAUCACCCUCCUGCUCACCCUCCUGCUGAGACUCACAGCUGGGCAGCCGGUCAUCUCGCUGACGGGUCCCUCUCAGAGGACCACCCCGGGAAAUUCAGUGCCUUUCAACUGCACUGCUGGCCCUUUCAGCUCCAAGGACUUCAAUGUCACCUGGUUGAAGGACAGUGAUGAACAUCCAGCCACAACCCAGUUUCAGAUGGCCAAUGACACAGGCAGGUACUUUGUAACCAGCAAGGCAUGGGUGCCACUGACCAGAAAAGAAGUCCUGUCUCGGAUCACCUGCCAAGUUGCCCACAGGGACCUCGCUGAGCCCCUGCAAAUGACCUUGAAUCUCUCCCAAGUGCUCCAAGUCAUCCCCACGCUAAAGAUCAGAAUGGAGCACAUCGGAGCCCGAGUCCUUGCGCAACAGAGAGUGAACCUCACCUGCCUGGUGAGUGGCUUCUACCCCUCCUACCUGCAGCUCACCUGGAUGGAGAACAGGCACACGAUCCCCACUGUGGAGCAACCCCAGGUCAUGAGAAACCCAGACGGGACAUACUCUCUGGAGCACACGCUGCAGGCAGAGGCCACACUGAACGGGAGUGAGUUUUCCUGCUGGGUGGUCCAGGACGAGCAGCCCCCCAUCCUGACCAACAUCACCCUGCGAGCGCAGGCCCCCAACAGGGGAAAAGGAAGGAUCAUGACCCCCACCUCUCACAAUGUGGAAGGCCCCCGGCAGCGUUCAGAGCCGGGCACGAGCAUCCAGCUGACUUACACGUCCUCCGGACUCCACACACGUCAGCUCAAUGUGACCUGGCUCAAAAACAACCACAAGCUCCCCACAUCCAAGACCGACAUCCUGUCCAGUGGAGACACCUACAAUGUGACCAGCAGAGUGCUGGUCCCUCUGGAGUAUGAGGACCUGCUCUCCCUGGUCCUCUGCCAGGUCAAACACAGGUCGUCAUCGAUUUUCCAGAAACCCAUCAGCCUGAACCAGUUCCUCCGCGUUCCCCCUACAGUGACAGUGUCCCAGUCUUCAACUGCCUCCGGCUUGGUGGCUGUUACCUGCCACGUGCAGAAAUUCUAUCCCCAGAAUAUGUAUCUCACCUGGCUGGAAGACUGUCAUGUGCUCAAAGGGACCGCUCAACCCAAGUCCAAGCAGAACGAGGAUGGUUCCUACACCUCGGGAAGCCUGCACCUGGUGAACGUGUCCGGGCAGAGGUCCGAGCGGCUGGUCACCUGCAGGGUGCAGCACCAGGAGCAGCCUCCCAUCCAGGCCAGCCUGGUACUGUCCACAGCGCCCCAUCCUGCCCACCAGCCCUUUGGGAGCCCAGGCCCAAGUGGAGAGAAGAAGCUCCGAGGACCCGGAGGUGACCCCAGGCCCCUGCUCUUCACUCUGCCACCUCCACCACAGAUUGCUCCCCUUGCACCCCUUCUGAUGUUCCUUCCCUCUGCACUUUGGAGCUGGGCAGGGAGGGACUUGGGUCAGAGGACAUGGGAGUCUCAGAACUGAUGAGCUGGACUUCAUAUUGACUCUGCUUCCAUCCAAGAGGAUCAAAUGGAUGAAGAAAACAGGUGUCCACCUGUCCUUGAUCGUGAGCAGCCCUUAAUAUUCAGAGGACGUUUUGCCUUUACCCAGGGCUUCUGCAAGCAUGAUGUUAACACGUACAGAUUUUGAAAUUACUGUGUGUUGAAUAAGCAUUUUUUGGUUCUCAAAUAUAUAAAAAAUGACAUUUGGAAUAUCCCUGGCUCUACCAUAUUAUCUUUGCAAAAUAGUAACAUUUUUCCAUUAUGUUGUUUAGUUUUUAUGAAGAAAAACUAUCCCAAAUUUGGUGUUCAUUCUCAAGUGUGAUUUUAUACUUUUUACAACAUACAUAUAAAUCCUUAAGCAAUAUGUUGUGUUAUUUUGCAUGUUUUAAUUUGACACAGAUGCUAUUAUAUCACACGCAGCAUUUUUAAGCUUAACACAGUUUGUGGAUUUGUUAUGUGGAUUUAUGUAACUCUGUAUUAUUCAUUUCCACUGAUCUAUGUUCUUCUGUUGUCAGAAAAGGCACAAUUCUCUAAUUAUUCUUUUAUAAUGGAUAUUGAAGCUUUAGUCAAUGGUUUCUCUAGUAUAAUUUUGUGACAAAAAUUCUUAUGUUUGUUUCCUUGGACACAUGUAGGAAAGUCCUUCUUGUUCCUCUAGCAUGGUGCACAAAAUUGCAAUAUUGGUAACAUUUGAAAGUUUUUUAGUAUACAAUUUUUGCUCAAGUUAUGCUCCUUUUGUUUUGUCUUUAAUCUAGCUGGUUUUUUUUUCUGGUGUGUGUGUGUGUGUGUGUGUGUGUGUGUGUGUGUGUGAUAGGCAGUAAGGAUCUUACUUUUUUCCUGUAAUAAUGAAUGUUCCAGUUCUCACUAAUAUCACUACAACCUUUGCCAUAUACUAAUUUUCUAUAACUCUGAGGUUCUUUUGAUGAGCACUCAGUUCCAUUAAUCUCCUUGUCCAUCUCUAUCACUCUGUUGGGGAAUCCAUUCUACUUUUUCUUGUUCAAAUUUGUAAUGGCUAUCCUUAGGCCAGAAGCGUUUUAGAAUAAUUUUGUCAGGGUUCAUGAAAAACCCUUUUAGAAUUAUGAUUUGAUUACAUUGAAUUUCUAUACUAAUUUGGGCAAGUUAAUAUAUAUCUAUAUAUAUCAAUGAUAUAUAGUAUUAUAUGUAAUUAUACAUAUAUCAAAUAGAGUUUUAUAUGUCUUUCAAUUUACUUUUUUUUUUUCAUUUUUUCACCCAUAAUGGUCUUUUGCAUCUUUAAUUAGUGCUCUCUUUAAUACUUUCUGGUUUAUGAAAUCUUAAAAAAAUUAUUGUUACUUUUCUCAGUGGGUUUUAACUACUGAAUCUGAUUGCAAUUGAGUUUUGAACAUCAGUCUUACAUCCAGUAAGAUUACAAAAUUCUCUUUCUAAUGCUACUAAUAUGUAUUUUCUCUUUUGAUGUGUUACUCUUAUAACAUUAAUGAUCUAAAGUCAGUUUUUACCUUUAUCAAAGUUACAUGUACACGUAGUUUGAGUCAAAUCGUCCUAUAAAUUCUACAUUUGAAAACCAGAGUCUCCCUAACCACCCACCAUUUCCCACCUCCCAGAAGCACACUCUUCAGCUCUUUUAUUUUAGAUUUUACUUUUAUAUCUCAUGUCACAUGCUUCUAUGGAUACUUGAUUUUUCCCUCUGUAAAGGUUAACUUGAAUUGUCAACUUGAUUGGAUUAAGAGAUGCCGAUGAUUAAGAGACCUCUGGGUUGUCAAUGAGGGCAUGUCUAGGAAUGAUUGGCAUGUGGGAUAGGAACUGAAGUGAGCCCCUCCCUAAGCCCCGCCCAAUAGGAUGGAAUAAAAGCUGGAAGAACAAGGAAGCGGAUGGAGAUGCAAGCUGGGCUCUUCUUGAACGGGUUCUUGAUUGCUGCUUCCAUCAUCUGAGGAUAUCUGACUCUCACUUCUUCACUCUUCCAAAGUGGACUCUGCCAGUGAUUCUCCAGGGAGCUUCCAGA
Molecule: messenger RNA, 3606 nt
Organism: Sciurus carolinensis (gray squirrel)
Lineage: Eukaryota; Metazoa; Chordata; Mammalia; Rodentia; Sciuridae
Product: signal-regulatory protein beta-1-like
Exons: 6
Coding region: 97-1614 (505 amino acids)
Cellular component (GO): plasma membrane
Source: RefSeq, a predicted model, not a curated record